AUGGAAUACAAUAAAAUAUUGUUUUCGCGUUUGAUUUCAUCAUUUUUAUGGACGGUAGUAUUACAAGCUUUUCCGUUAUCUUUUUAUAUUCUAUUAACCAAUUUCAAUAUAAAGCAUCCUGUAGAAUGGUUAUUAAAACCGGUGUCUGUUGCAUUUAGUUUUAGCACAUGGUUGAGUUUAAUACCCAUUCAUGCUUUAGUUUUUGCCAUAGGAUACAUAUUAGCUCAGGAUCAUCAAAAACUACCGUGUAUUUGUAAAACAAGAUUUCAAUUUUUCUGUAACCUGUUCACAAAAAUUAAUUUUCUCAAAUUAUUUUUUUAUUUUUUAAUUGGAUUAAUAGUACCGUGGAGUUAUUUAAAUAUAAAUAAAUUAACGUUAUUCGUGAACUGUCAACAAUUCCCUGAUAAAUUUUGUUUAAGUGAUGGAAAAAUAUAUUUAAUUUCAUGUGGAUGUUGGACAGGAGUUUACUAUUUUCUUAGAUAUGAUUUAUUAAUUGAAAAACGUUUGGAAUAUCCAAUAAUAAGACAAAUUAAAUUUUUACAAAUAAGAUAUAAAUUUUUAUCUAUAUUUUUUUCUUCAUUAACUUCAUCGCUCGUUCCAAUAUUUUAUUACUUGGCAUUUUAUUUGUGUUAUGGAAAGCAUAUAAUUUGGCUUUUUGAAGUUUUUUUUUCCGCUCAAGUCGAUUCAUCAACAGUUACAAAUACAAGUUUAUUAAGUGUUUCUCAAUUGGUGCACUUGUGGACAAUAACAACUUGUGUUAUAUUAAUUUUAAGAGUUUUGAAUUUAAUGAUUCAAAUUCAUUACACUGAACAUUAUUCAUUCACAUUAAUUAAACAGCCAAAUGUUGAUUCCAUCAUAUUAUCUGCAGCACUGUCGGAAAGGAAUAUGCCUAUCAUACAACAUUUGGCUUGUUACGAUCUUUACAUCAUGUCUAUGAGCCCAAGAUCGAACAGAUGGCAAAUUUUCACAUUGAGUCAACCAGGUGGUCACCCACACACUUGGAAUGCCAUAUUAAACGAGUGUAUAAAAUUAAUAGAAGAAUUCAUAUUAAAAAUUGAAGAUAUUUACAAAGUCAAAACUCCUGUUAAACCGCCACCCAUAGUGCCGAAACACAUUCAUCCAAGAAGCAUGAAUGUCAGAUAUGAAGAAAUAUUAACAAGUCCUGUACCUUUAUCGCCUAUUAACAAACUCAGGAAUUUAGUCGAAGAACCAGGAAUGCCAUUUAUACAUGAAGAACGUUCUAUACUUGAUGAUUUUUGGAUAAAAAUUGGUCAUGUUAAUGAAAUGAUAAAAAAAAAUUCAAUCAUAAAUUACAUAUUCAAUUCGAAACCGGAUGUUGAAAUUCGUUUUAUUUUAUCUAAUUCUCAACCGUUGAUUUGGGUUGUACAAAGUCUUUCGGAACUUUCAGCGAAUGCUUUAUAUGAAGAUCAAUUUGGUAUUGUUUUGAAAGAUUUACCAUUGAUUAUAAGCACAUUACUCAGAUUGAAAUUUUCAGUUGAUAAAAUAGGAAAUUUGCAAAAUAAAUUUCAAAGACGUGAUACUGAUUUGUGCAUGAAAUCAUCAUUGAAAUCGGCCAUCAGGAGAAGUUUGUAUAGGAUAGCUGUAGCAUAUUCAGAUUAUUUACCCGAUUUACCAUUAUCAGUUGAAAAUCUCAAUUGCAUGAAAAAUUUUGGUAAUUUCAAAGAAAAUUAA
Pediculus humanus corporis (human body louse) is the source of this 1692-nucleotide messenger RNA. RefSeq names its product Nucleoporin Ndc1, putative. NCBI's taxonomy places the organism in Eukaryota, Metazoa, Arthropoda, Insecta, Psocodea, Pediculidae. Gene Ontology annotation, biological process: nuclear pore organization. The record is from RefSeq and is a predicted model, not a curated record. The transcript has a single exon. The coding region runs from base 1 to 1692 and encodes 563 amino acids. Gene Ontology annotation, cellular component: nuclear pore transmembrane ring. Gene Ontology annotation, molecular function: protein-macromolecule adaptor activity.